This is a messenger RNA of Paramecium tetraurelia, 801 nucleotides long. RefSeq lists its product as uncharacterized. Gene Ontology annotation, molecular function: proton-transporting ATPase activity, rotational mechanism. Gene Ontology annotation, cellular component: proton-transporting two-sector ATPase complex, catalytic domain. The record is from RefSeq and is a predicted model, not a curated record. The transcript has 4 exons. Gene Ontology annotation, biological process: proton transmembrane transport. NCBI's taxonomy places the organism in Eukaryota, Ciliophora, Oligohymenophorea, Peniculida, Parameciidae.
AUGUAUUAGGACUAAAUAUCCUUGGCUGACUUCGUGUUAUAGGAAGCAAGAGAAAAAUGCUUUGAGAUUGAAGUUAAGGCAUUUAAGCAAUUUGAGAAGGAGAAGAAGCAGAUUGUUGAGAGAGAGAAAUCUAAUAUUUAAGAAGAAAUCAAUACAAAAUAUAAGAAGAAAGCACAAUAAGAGAGAAUCAAGCACAGUGCACUUGUCAAUGGGGCUAGAAUGAGAUUGAUGAAUGCCAGAAAUUAAGCUUUAAUGAAGAUCUACUCUGAUUCCUAAUACUAAAUAUAUAAAAUGAUCAGAUAGGAUGAGCGAUUUUAUGAGGAAUUACUCAAAAAUUUAAUUGUGCAAGGUCUAAUCAAAUUGUUUGAGCACGAAGUUGUAGUUAGAUGCCUCCAUCGAGAUAUCAGACAUGUAAAGAAUGUGAUCGAUGAUGCCAUAGCUGAAUUUUAGGAUAUCCUAAGAAAAGAAUUGAAUGGCCUUGAAUUUGAAGUCAAAAUAGAAGUUGAUGAAGAUAAAUGUUUGGACGAAAGAACUCUCAUUGACAACUCAAUAAAAGGAGUUCAAGAUUACUCAUUAUAGGAAUCUGCCUCGGAGGUCAUUUCCAAAACAGAAAAUGAUAAGAAAUGCUUCGGGGGAAUCCUUUUAACCAAUAAAGAGGGUCUGAUCGUUUGCAAAAAUACACUAGAUGUUAGAACUGAGCAAACCUUUUAAGACUCAUUACCAAUAAUUAGAAGUACAUUAUUUGGAAAGUGAUAAGAUUGUUUAUCACAUUAUAGAUUAACAAUUAAUAAUCUAAAACAC